Messenger RNA from Camellia sinensis, 1434 nucleotides. RefSeq names its product GATA transcription factor 1. The record is from RefSeq and is a predicted model, not a curated record. Gene Ontology annotation, cellular component: nucleus. NCBI's taxonomy places the organism in Eukaryota, Viridiplantae, Streptophyta, Magnoliopsida, Ericales, Theaceae. Gene Ontology annotation, molecular function: sequence-specific DNA binding; zinc ion binding. Gene Ontology annotation, biological process: regulation of DNA-templated transcription; cell differentiation.
GAUGAUAUAGCCAAAAGAAAAAGAGAAGAAACACCCCCUCUCUUUUUCUCUCUCUAAACAGGCGUUCUUUCCCUCUCUAAACCAAACCCUUUUGGUCGUACCCUUUAAACAUUUCACGCCUUCUUUUCAUCUCUCUCUCUCUCUCUCUCUCUCUCUGUAUUUUCUAAGAAAAAUGGAGGCUGCUCUGGACAGACGUGCACGUUUCAUGGUUGAUGACCUUCUCAACUUCACUUUGGACGCAGGAGAUGAAGACGAUGAUGACGAAAACAACAACAACAAAACCCUAAAACCCCUUUCUUCUUCUUCUUCUUCUUUGGAGUCAUCCAAACAAGACCCAGAUGAUCAUCAAACCCUCUCUUUGACUGAGUUUGCCGAGGAAGAACUGGAAUGGUUGUCCAACAAAGAUGCGUUUCCGGCCGUUGAGACUUGCUUGGACAUCCUCUCAGACAACCCUGGCAUUGUCCAGAGCCCGGCAUCGGUGCUUGAAAACAGCAGCACCACCAGCACCAGCACUAGCAACAGCAGCGCCACCACUGUUCCGAGCUGCUGUGCACGCAGCAUUUUAGUUCCGGUUCCGCCUUACCCCGGUAAAGCGCGGAGCAGGAGGCGGCGGCGCGGGUUUUCAGACUUACCGGGUCAGCAGUGGUGGUCAUGGAGCCAAGAUAUGGUGAAGAGUGCCAAAAAAGGGUUGCCCAAAGGACCACCACCACCAAGUAGUACAAUCGGGAGGAAGUGCCAGCAUUGUCAGGCAGACAAGACACCGCAAUGGCGGGCGGGUCCAAUGGGGCCGAAAACAUUGUGCAAUGCUUGUGGGGUACGGUACAAGUCAGGGAGGCUUGUGCCCGAGUACCGCCCGGCAAGCAGUCCGACAUUUUCGAGUGUAAUGCAUUCAAAUUCUCACCGGAAGAUAAUAGAGAUGAGAAGGCAGAGGUAUGGUGGUGGUGAAUGAAAUCUGUGGAUAUAGAGUAGGAUAGUGGUGAGUAGUUCUCUCUCUCUCUCCGUCUUUAUUUUUAAUUUAGCAUAGUGAUGUUAGAUUAGGAAUUAGGGUUUGUUGUAAUGGGGCUACAUAGAUGGUUUAGUUUAACCAUUAUUUAUUUUGGUUCAUCAAAAUUCAUUAGGGGAAUUUUGACUUUAGAGUGUGAUUGUUUAUGCAUUAUUCGAAUAGAAAACACCCAAAAAUAUUUGGUUUUGGUUUUGGUUUUGGUAUACUAGUUGUUUGUUUGCUCGGAAUGGAGAUGAUGGAAUUUUGGAUUUGCUGAAAUGAAGGUUUUGGUGAAAUUUUGGGACACAAAGUGGUUGUCAUGUUUUGUUUUCUGAGCUAGCUUAAAGCCUGAUGGAUAGUUGGGGAGUUGCUUUUGAUGAUUGUCUUGUUGAAGAUGCCUUGAAUACAAAGACAUGUCUAUAAGUUUUGAUUUUUACAUCUUGCUGUUUCAA